AUGGGUCUCUCAGGUCGUAAAAUCAAACAACGCAUCGGUCCAGACCCUAGAAACCUCACCUGGGCUGAUGAUGCGUCAAAAUUCGGUGCCAAUUACCUUGCUAAAUUCGGAUGGGACUCUUCCAAAGGCCUGGGCGUCGAGGGUCAAGGCCGUACGUCGCAUAUCAAGGUCUCCCAAAAACUGGAUAUGCUAGGUAUUGGCGCGGCCCAGUCUAAAGAUCCUAAUGGGAUUGCGUGGAAGCAGAGUAAAGACUUCGAGAGUUUGCUCAGACGGUUGAACGAAAGUAAUGCAGCUUCCUCUGAUUCUGGGGCUCAAGUAAUCGAUGGAAAUACAGAGAAUAUCCGAGAGGAAGAGGGAAUUAAUGGAGACGACGAUCUCGAAAAAGAUGGGAAGAAGGAGAAUAGGGAGGAUAGGAAGAAGCGCAAGAAGGAGGAGAAGGAGGCGAAAAAAGAAAGAAAAGAACAGAAGAAAAGAAAACGAGCUGAAAGCGUUGGUGAAGAGGUAGAACAGCCGAAGCCGAAGAAGAAAGCAAAGUCAGAUACAAAAGUGAAAGAGGAACCUCCCAAAGUAGAGAAGGCCGAAGAACCAAAACGGAUUAUACCCCGUCACCGAGCACAUCGUGCACGAGCCAUCGCAGCCAAAAACAUUUCAUCAAAAUCAGCGGUGCACAUAUCCGAAAUUCUAGGCAUCGCAUCCUCGUCCUCAUCCUCAUUUGCGACACCAAUGACUGCUGCCACGCCCUCUGGCACGUUGACACCUUUAGAUCAAGACGUCUUGGGCCUGGUGAAACUCACGACGUCAACGAAAAGUGUCUCCGAAUACUUCAAAGAGAGAUUACUGGUGAAGACCUCCGGAAAUUCUUCACCUUUGUCCUCAACAGUCACGCCCGAGACAAAUGCACGCGCAGCAGAUGAGAGCGAAAGCGAAGAUGCGCCACGAGCCGGCCUAGGUUCUUACCGUAACUUGACCGGGGAUAAUGGUGAUCUCGAUGAUACACCCCGUGGAGGCCUUGGAUCUACUCGGACAUUUACUUCUGCUGCAUCCACUUUCCAAUCAGGGAUGUCUAAAUUCGCAUCGAUGUUUACUUCGGCCUCUGUCAUUGCCAAAGAAGAGACCAUAGUACAAGUUGAUGUCAAAAGCGUGGAUAACAUUAGCAGAGACACUAACACGCGAGAAGAUCGCAAGAGAAGGCGGAAAGAAGCUCAGAAGAAAGAGAAGGAAAGCAGUAAUGGUGUAGCAGAAGUAGUUGGCGAGCCAGGAGCUGUAGAUGUUGAAGAUAAAGCAAGAAAGAUAGCCAAGGAUGAACGAAGACGGGAAAAGGCGGAGAAGAAGGAGAAGAAGCAGAGACACAAAGGUGAACUUGCGGAGACGAUUUAG
This is a messenger RNA of Lentinula edodes (shiitake mushroom), 1377 nucleotides long. RefSeq lists its product as uncharacterized. Gene Ontology annotation, molecular function: nucleic acid binding. The coding region runs from base 1 to 1377 and encodes 458 amino acids. The record is from RefSeq and is a predicted model, not a curated record. The transcript is spliced from 3 exons. Lineage: Eukaryota; Fungi; Basidiomycota; Agaricomycetes; Agaricales; Omphalotaceae.